This is a messenger RNA of Ochotona curzoniae (black-lipped pika), 3655 nucleotides long. Its product is annotated as neuroendocrine convertase 2. The record is from RefSeq and is a predicted model, not a curated record. Gene Ontology annotation, molecular function: serine-type endopeptidase activity. Lineage: Eukaryota; Metazoa; Chordata; Mammalia; Lagomorpha; Ochotonidae. The coding region runs from base 295 to 2211 and encodes 638 amino acids. Gene Ontology annotation, biological process: protein processing. Gene Ontology annotation, cellular component: trans-Golgi network; Golgi membrane. The transcript has 12 exons.
CAUACACUCGCUCUUUCUCUCUGGUACACACAGCUCCCCACGCUUGCACCCCUUACAGCGAGCCGGGUCGCCGGGCCACCCAGCUUUUCCCUCCAGCCAGGAGCCGGAGGGGAACGCACACUUGAUUUGCUGCUCUUUAACCCCCUGUUCCGUCUCUUUCUCGACACAAAGAUUUUAAAGAAAGAAAAAGAAACUAUAAAUAUAUAUAUAUUUUUUAUUUGCACCUUCCCUCCGGGUCCCCCUACUUCACCAGCCUGCGCGCCUCGGAGCCGCACUUUUCGCUCCCAAAGGAGGAUGAAGGGUGGUUGUAUCUCCCGCUGGCAGGCGGCCGCUGGGCUCCUCCUGUGGGUCACGGUUUUUGCAUCCUCCGAGAGAGCAGUCUUCACGAAUCAUUUUCUUGUGGAGUUGCAUAAAGGGGGAGAGGAAGAAGCUCGCCAAGUUGCAGCAGAACACGGCUUUGGGGUCCGAAAGCUCCCCUUCACUGAAGGUCUAUACCACUUCUAUCACAAUGGUCUUGCAAAGGCCAAGAGAAGACGCAGCCUACAUCACAAGCAACAGCUGGAAAGAGACCCCAGGGUAAAGACCGCCUUGCAACAGGAAGGAUUUGACCGGAAAAAGCGAGGGUACAGAGACAUCAAUGAGAUCGACAUCAACAUGAAUGAUCCUCUUUUUACAAAGCAGUGGUAUCUGAUCAACACAGGACAAGCUGAUGGGACUCCUGGCCUUGACUUGAAUGUGGCAGAAGCCUGGGAGCUGGGAUACACAGGAAAAGGUGUGACCAUCGGAAUUAUGGAUGAUGGGAUUGACUACCUUCACCCGGACCUUGCCUCCAACUAUAAUGCCGAAGCAAGUUAUGACUUCAGCAGCAACGACCCCUAUCCUUACCCUCGAUACACAGAUGACUGGUUUAACAGCCACGGAACCCGCUGCGCAGGAGAAGUCUCUGCUGCCGCCAACAACAAUAUCUGUGGGGUGGGAGUGGCGUACAACUCCAAAGUUGCAGGUAUCCGGAUGCUGGACCAGCCAUUCAUGACGGACAUCAUCGAGGCCUCCUCCAUCAGUCACAUGCCCCAACUGAUAGACAUCUACAGUGCCAGCUGGGGCCCCACGGACAAUGGCAAGACCGUGGACGGGCCCCGGGAGCUCACACUUCAGGCCAUGGCUGAUGGUGUAAACAAGGGCCGUGGGGGCAAAGGCAGCAUCUACGUGUGGGCCUCUGGGGAUGGUGGCAGCUACGACGACUGCAACUGUGACGGCUAUGCCUCAAGCAUGUGGACCAUCUCCAUCAACUCGGCCAUCAAUGAUGGCAGGACUGCCCUGUAUGACGAGAGCUGCUCCUCCACCUUGGCCUCCACCUUCAGCAACGGGAGGAAGAGGAACCCUGAGGCCGGCGUGGCAACCACAGAUUUGUAUGGCAACUGCACUCUGAGGCAUUCGGGGACGUCCGCAGCUGCUCCCGAGGCAGCUGGCGUGUUUGCACUGGCUUUGGAGGCAAACCUGGGUCUGACCUGGCGAGACAUGCAACAUCUGACAGUGCUCACCUCCAAACGGAACCAGCUGCAUGACGAAGUCCAUCAGUGGAGGCGGAACGGAGUCGGCCUGGAGUUCAACCACCUGUUUGGAUAUGGUGUCCUGGAUGCAGGCGCCAUGGUGAAAAUGGCUAAAGACUGGAAAACCGUGCCCGAGAGAUUCCACUGUGUGGGCGGCUCUGUGCAGGACCCUGAGAAAAUUCCCUCCACUGGCAAGUUGGUGCUGACCCUCACAACUGACGCAUGCGAGGGGAAAGAGAACUUUGUGCGCUACCUGGAGCAUGUGCAAGCUGUCAUCACAGUCAAUGCCACAAGGAGAGGAGACCUGAACAUCAACAUGACUUCCCCUAUGGGCACCAAGUCCAUUCUGCUGAGCCGGCGACCCCGGGAUGAUGACUCUAAGGUGGGCUUUGACAAAUGGCCGUUCAUGACCACCCACACAUGGGGGGAGGACGCCCGAGGAACCUGGACCCUGGAGUUGGGCUUUGCAGGCAGCACACCCCAGAAGGGCGUGCUGAAGGAGUGGACACUGAUGCUGCAUGGCACGCAGAGUGCACCUUACAUUGACCAGGUGGUGAAGGAUUAUCAGUCCAAGCUGGCCAUGUCCAAAAAAGAGGAGCUGGAGGAAGAGUUGGAUGAGGCCGUGGAGAGAAGCCUGGAGGGCAUCCUCAACAAGAACUAGGCAGCCCUUACCCCCAGCACCCUCGCACUUCCUCUCUGCCUCUGUCCACAGCCCCCCGUUCCUGCCCACACCCAGCAACCGUCACCCCUCACAAGCCAGUCCGCCGUCUCAAGCUGAAGCUUUGCUCACUGUCAAUAAUGAUUUCAUCACAAGGAAAGUAACCUUUCUUUUUAUUACACCAUGCCCCAAAUAUAAUGUUUGCCACCAUUAUCUAUAUCCCAUGUGAUGAGACUCCAAAUUCUCUCUAUCAUCCAAACGGGUGAGAUCCUACAAACAAAACUGGCACAGCUUUACCCCACCCCACCCAAAUCCUCCCUCCCCACCCCAUAUCUGAGAGAAGAGUGACUUUAACAAGCGACGCACAGGUACUCCCAGGACACGUGUCCAUGGCCUCAUCUAAGCACAAGGCAGGUGAAAGAUCCUUCGGGAAAGGUGAUUGGACUUGAGCACGAUUUGUCAGACACGUUGGUGAAGCUGCCAUCCACGGAGCGGCCUCAUUGCUAGACAGGAGAGAGAGAUGCAAGCAGCAAGAACUUUGGAAGUGUUGUCACUUAAUGCCAAGACCCAAAAGAAAAUACGAUAAGUCAGCAAGGCAGAUCUGGCUCUGCCCGUGGAUCUGAUCUGGGGAAGGGUCCUUUGUUCUCUGAUUUCAAAACCUUUGGAGGCAUCUUUAACUGAUAUAAGAGAGAGGCAAGAGCAGCAGGGUUUUUCUGUUUUGUUCUGGUUUUUCAAAACUUUACACACACCUAUGUGGGCUUUAAUUUCAAACACCCCUCAUAAAAAAAAAAAUCACAGAAAGGAAUAACUUGCUCCCUCUUGCUAUAAUGUCCUGAUGUGUUGUGGUGAUGGGGUGUGAAGGACUACAGAGGCCUAGUUGGGGAGCUGAAUGGCCGUCCCUACAUGGACCCCUCUCUGGGUGCAGCCUCUUCUGUUGAGAGAGACAUGCCAGCUCUCCCCCGGUCACCUGAGAUGCACGGGAGGCAAGAGGGCAUCUCCGCUGACUAAGCAUCUCAGCCACCCAUGAUCACAUCCCCCCCCCAAAAGCACCAUUUCCUUACUAGAUAGAUGUCACCAAAGUGACUUCUUAUCCCUCUUUUGGCCUAUCAGAGGCUUGGCCUCGGUUGCAGCACCAACUCAUCCCAAGAAAUGGUUACUUCUCACCCUCUCCCGGCUCCUCCCUCCCGUUUCCCAAAGCCAGCACUGCAGAGCACCAGUGUCCAUUCCCUCACAGUGGCAACUUUGAGAAUCUGAAAUCCUGUUCUCUGCCUUUUCUCCGCUCCCUUCAUGCUGCCAUGAAUUUCUGUCUUCUUAAUCAUCUUGUGAUCUUCCCUCCAUCAUGCUUUAAAGUGUAAUAUUUAUGAUUUUUUUAAAAAGAAAUUUAUUACUCGUGGCAAAGGUCUUUUUAAACCAGUUAUUUAAAGAAACAAUAAAUGGAAAAUCAUUG